AACUUGUAUUCAUUCAUCCGUUGUUCAUACUGAUGAGCGAGCGAAGUUAGAACAGAUCGCCCGGUUACAAACAUUUAGUGAAGUUGAAAAUAUUGAUACAUUGUUGCGCCCUUCGACAUAAUUUAAUUGAACAUGAAAGUAACAGUUUUCUCAUCUGAAAUAUCCGUGAGGCAUGCGGUCUUAUUUUAUCACUCCUAAGCAGCGAAGUACUGCUAUUUUUGUGGUCACUUUGUAGGCGACGUUUACUAGCCAUCUAUUAGCUAGUGAAGUUUGGUGGCAGUAGCUGUUAGGUUUGUUUAAAAGUGACAGGAGAUAACAAGCUGUAAAACCGAAUCGACGCGAUGAUUCCUGAAUAUAGUCCCCGGACCAGCGAGACAAGAAGCCGUACGCGUUGCCACUAUGGUCAGGCAGCCGAACCAAACCAGAACCGAUGUGGGCUACUCUCCGAAAUCAAAACUCCUAUCAAGAAUGAACUAUUCACUGACCACUACACCAUCAUUCCGGGCAAAGAACUUGGCAGGGGGAAGUUUGCGGUGGUCAGGAAGUGUGUGGAGAAGUGCACGGGCCAGGAGUACGCCGCCAAGUUCAUGAGGAAGAGGAGGAAGGGCCAGGACUGCAGGCUGGAGAUCAUCCACGAGGUGGCCGUUCUGGAGCUCGCCACGGCCAGCCAGCGGGUGGUCAACCUGCACCAGGUCUACGAGAUGGCCGCCGAGAUGGUGCUCGUCCUCCAGUUUGCAGCAGGAGGAGAGAUCUUUAACCAGUGUGUGGCGGAGCGGGACGAGGCCUUCAAAGAGGAGGACGUGAAGAGGUUGAUGAGACAGAUCCUGGAGGGAGUUUCUUUCCUCCACAGGAACAACAUGGUGCACCUGGACCUCAAGCCCCAGAACAUUCUGCUGACCAGCGAUGCUCUUCUGGGGGACAUCAAGAUCGUGGACUUUGGUCUGUCCAGGAUGGUGAGCAGCAGUCAGGAGCUCAGGGAGAUCAUGGGGACCCCGGAGUAUGUGGCUCCAGAAAUCCUGAAUUACGAGCCGAUUAGCACAGCGACAGAUAUGUGGAGUAUUGGUGUGCUGACCUAUGUGAUGCUGACGGGCAUAUCUCCCUUCCUGGGAGAGGACAAGCAGGAGACAUUCCUCAACAUCUCCCAGAUCAACAUCAGCUACCAGGAGGAGGAGCUGGAGCAUGUAGACCAGGCCGCCAUCACCUUCAUCAAAGCCCUGCUCAUCAAAGAACCCCAGAACCGUGCCACAGCAGAAGAGUGCCUGCAGCACCAGUGGCUCCAGCCAAAAGAGAAAAAGGAGGCCGAGGCGACAACAGCGGUGAAAGAGACUAUCAGCCCAACCAAGUGCCCCUCGGAGCCAGCCAGCCCUGAGAGCCCCAUCAGGGAAGAGGAGAAGGAAGGGCCUGUAACAGAGGAGCUGGUCGUGGUGGCAGCUUACACACUGGGCCAGUGUCGCCAGUCAACGGACAAGGAGGUCAUAAACCCCGACCAAAAGGCUAUCUCCAAGCGCUUCAAGUUCGAGGAGCCCUUUAGUGCCCUCCAAGAGGUCCCUGGGGAGUUCAUAUACUAAAGGACACACACACACACACACACACACACACACACACACACACACACACACACACACACACACACACACACACACACACACACACACACACACACACACACACACACACACACACAUACAUCUCAACCUUUACACAAGGGGUCUUCCUUUCGGUCCUGGAGAGGUACUGGUUGUGUUGGGUCUCCCUCCUGCCGUUCACUAACACACCAGCUAAUUCAGCCGAUCACAGCCCUAAUCGGUUGGUUAGUAAAAUCAGGUACAUUAAUGAUGGCUCGGAGCGAAAGCCUUCACCACCCAGUAGCUCGCCAGGAACCAUAGUGGAGAACGCCUGCUCUUACAUUUAGGUGAAAGCGGUACAAAAUGUCGCACUUACAAACCAGAAUAAAUGACACUUUUUAACCCACCUCAUGGUCAGAACUCGUAAGCCAAACUCUUUAUUUUUUAUUUGAUUUUUUUUCCUGUUGAUUUUUGUCUUAUGUUGAUGCUGCUUUACUAUACAUGGGGAAUCGUUACUCCAGACUAAGGCCUAGAUUCAGUCAGAUCAAGCGUUAACCCAUAUCCGACACCCGCAGAGCUGAUGUUUUGGCGGUGUCGGAAGUGGAACUGCGUUGGAGCUGUCAAAUCAGAGCUGCUCUUGUGAUCAUUGUCACGAAACCACAGCCAUCCCACUUGCAUUAAAGUUCAGGACGAGAAAGUGUAGGCGAUAUAGAAAUAAUGACGCUCGAAUGGAAAAUCAAUGAGCAAAAUAAUGAGGAUUUCUAUCCGCCUAAUCGAAGUGUAGAUUACGUCUCACAUUCCAGUGUUCGAACUUGUAAACAAGGCUGCAUGGGAUUUCUCUCAAUGUGACUCUGUGCAGCCAAUGGCGAUGUGCGCGUUAGGUAUAAUGCCGGGAUCCGUUGUGGAUUUGACAGCUCAAAGGCGGUUCCACCUCCGACAAUGUCAAAACAUGUGGGUUUCGGCCGAUCUGAUUGAAUCUGGCCCUAAGCCUUGUUGUGAUACUUUGUUUGGUUUUUGUUUUCUUCUUCUUUGGUGCCAUGCUUGGAGAAUUAGCAAUAACUCGGGCCAUAAAUGCAAUUGCAUCUUUUUUUUUCCCUUCAGUUUUUUGUCCAUGUUUCGUCAGGCCAUCUCUUUUCUUAAGGUGUUUUGUUUAAGGUUAUAGAUAUCCUGUAAAAUGGGAACGGGGGGAGAGAGAGGGUUAAUUCUAUGUAUGUGAAACAAACAUUCUGUUGCUUUGGGAGUGUAUCUCUAAAUAAUACUGUUUAAAAAGCCCUUGCACACGUUUGACCCAGAACUGGGAACAUCCCAUGGGUUUCAAUCUCUUCGGCAAUAAUUGCAAAUAAUUUACUUGUUUUUGCAGACGGCGCUUGUUUUUCUUUCCUAACUCCCAAUAGUAAUUACUGUAUAUCAAACGAGAGGUUCCUUAUUAUGGGAACAAAUUUGUACAUGAAUGUCCUGAUACUGUAAAUAAAGAUAAGUCUCUAAAAACCUU
Molecule: messenger RNA, 3057 nt
Organism: Oncorhynchus gorbuscha (pink salmon)
Lineage: Eukaryota; Metazoa; Chordata; Actinopteri; Salmoniformes; Salmonidae
Product: serine/threonine-protein kinase 17A-like
Exons: 7
Coding region: 342-1568 (408 amino acids)
Biological process (GO): positive regulation of apoptotic process; intracellular signal transduction; protein phosphorylation
Cellular component (GO): nucleus
Molecular function (GO): protein serine/threonine kinase activity; ATP binding
Source: RefSeq, a predicted model, not a curated record